CGGACAGAGACACGUCGCAGGGAAGCGGCAGCAGCGUCCGUGCCCGGCCGGAGCCGCCGCCGCCGCCUCGCCAGGCAGUUUUGGCUUGCUAUGAGGACCCAAGAUGGAUCCAGAAGCGCAGGAGCUGUUCAGGGACUACAGAUACAGAAAUUAUUCUUCAGUAAUAGAAAAAGCUUUGAGGAAUUUUGAAUCUUCAAGCGAAUGGGCAGAUCUCAUAUCUUCACUUGGCAAACUCAAUAAGGCUCUUCAAAGUAAUCUGAAGUACUCCCUCUUGCCAAGACGUCUGAUUAUCAGUAAGAGAUUAUCUCAGUGCUUACAUCCAGCUUUACCUAGUGGAGUGCAUUUAAAAGCGCUAGAGACCUAUGAAAUCAUCUUUAAAAUCAUUGGGACAAAAUGGCUUGCCAAAGACUUAUUCCUCUACAGCUCUGGCUUGUUUCCCCUGCUAGCAAAUGCAGCAAUGUCAGUGAGGCCUAUUCUCCUCGGUCUGUAUGAGAAAUAUUUUCUUCCUCUGCAGAAGUCCCUCUUGCCAAGUCUUCAAGCCUUUGUAAUUGGACUGCUGCCUGGAUUGGAGGAGGGGUCAGAAAUUUAUGACAGAACAGAUGCUUUGCUUGUGAAGCUGUCUGUACUAACAGGCCAAGAAGUGUUCUAUGCUGCUAUCUGGGGGAGUGUUCUGGUCAGCCCUUCUAUAAGACUUCCUGCUUCUCUAUUUGUUGUGAGUCAUAUCAACAGAGAGUUGUCUGGAAAACAGCAGAAGUACAUGCUGGGAACUGAUUAUAAGCUCACAGUAAAAUCUUUGUGUGUAUCAGUAUUGGAUUCAAAUGUUCUUGUGCAAAGAAACACUUUGGAAGUGCUUCUCUUCUUUUUCUCAUUUUAUACAUCUUUGGACUACAAUGAAAGUGCUAUUCCACUGCUCAGGUCUGAUGUAGUCCAUAUUCUCUCAGCAGCAACACAGACAGUCUUGAGGAGAGACAUGUCACUAAAUAGAAGAUUAUAUGCGUGGUUGCUAGGCUCUGAUAUUAAAGGCGGUACUUUUGCUCCAGAUUCUGCAGCUUUUGAAGAUCGUGCCCUCUAUUUUUUUGGAAAAUAUUCCAAAGAUCUUUUAAUUGAGGCUUUGAUUGAAAUAUUGCAUCAGAAGUUCUCAGAGUCUGCCUUAGAAGAUCAUGCAUAUCUGAAACCUUUCCGUAUCUUAAUUAGUCUCCUUGACAAACCUGAAAUAGGGCCACAAGUUGUUGGGGAUUUGUUCCUUGAAGUGAUUCGAGCCUUUUAUUCUUAUUGCAAGGAUGCUCUGGGUUCCGAUCUUAAACUUAGCUACAGUCAAAGUGGCAAUGUACUUACAAGUGCGAUCAAAGAGAAUAGAAGUGCCUCAGAAAUUGUUAAAACAGUCAACUUGUUGAUCACAUCCCUAAGUACAGAUUUUCUAUGGGAUUAUAUGACCAGAUGUUUUGAGGACUGCUUCAGGAAUAAAUCCAUGCAGACAAGAUACCCUACUGAGAAUGUCAGCACUCCUCCUACAAUCUCAGAGCUCUGCACACUACUGUUGUUCCUUCUUGAUGUGAUUCCUUUGGAACUUUACUCUGAAGUGCAGACUCAGUAUCUUCCACAGAUGCUCAGUUACAUGGUACAGUCUCUUCUGGAGAAUGUGGAGACUCUGAGUUUACUAGAACUCACUCAUGCUUUAAAGACCUGCUUCAAAGUGCUUAGCAAAGUACAAAUGCCUCCUGCCUACUUGGAUAACGAGACUGGAAGUGAAAACUCGAGCCCAGUGAAACAAGAAAAUGGUGAUAUAACUUUAGAAACCAAGCCUGCACUACAGGAUGAAGAUGACGUUGCUUUCGCUCCCCUCAAGUCUGAAGACAGUGGCAUAGGUCUAAGUGCCUCAUCUCCAGAGCUCUCUCAACACUUAAGAUUGCCAAGAGUGACUCCUGAGAAGGAUGAUGUUUGGAAAAAGGGGGGGAGUAUUCAGAGGACUUUGCAUUGUAUCCAAGAGUUAGUUGAUAAGUUUGCCAGUAAAUACAUUUUUGGGGUGCAUUUACAAGACCCAGGAAAUGGCAGAAUUUCUAUAGCAAACGUGGGCAGAGGAGAGAAAAAAGAAAAUAAUUAUAGAGUCGCUGAAAAUACUAGCAAGAAAAAGAACUCCUGGGAAGGAAAGCAAAUUACCGUACCGCAGUUUAAACAAAUGCUUUCAGACUUGUUCACAGUUCGAGGGUCACCAUUUAAACAGAAAAGUCUGGAGCCUCUCUCCCCUGCAAACCAUGACCUUGGUAGCAAAAAGGGAAAAGAAGAAUGGGACAUUGAGCAGGUAAUGCUUGACUUGGGGGACAUGAAAGAAGACUGCAGAGAGGCCUUUGCUGCUGCCUGUCACCUUCUACUGGAAUGUACUACCUUCCCAGUCUACCUUUCUGAGGGAGAAACCGAACAAUUGUAUUUAUCUCUGUUUCAAGUUCCUGGAGGUUGUGAUGCCAGCUUCCCUCUGUGGCUUAAAUCCCUAAUGACGAUAUGCUGCUGUGUAAAUGACUGCUACGUUCAGAAUGUGUCCAUUUCCACGCUGCUUGAAGUUAUCAACCAUUCUCAGUCACUGGCACUUGUGAUUGAAGACAGAAUGAAGCGGUAUAAAAUCUCUGGACACAACCCCUUCUUUGGGAGACUGCAGAUGGUCACAGUUCCUCCAAUUGCUCCUGGCGUUCUAAAACUAAUAUCAGAGAAAACAGACUUCUAUCAGAGAGUGGCUCAUGUACUUUGGAAUCAGCUGAACAAAGAGACAAGGGAGCACCACAUUACCUGUGUGGAGCUAUUCUAUAGACUGCAUUGCUUGGCUCCAUCAGCUAAUAUUUGUGAAGAUAUUAUUUGUCAUACACUAUUGGAUCACGAUAAAGGGACAAGACUGGAGGCACUUUUCAGAUUCUCUGUGAUAUGGCAUUUGACCAGAGAAAUCCAAGGCAGCAGAGUCACUUCCCACAAUCGAUCCUUUGACAGAUCUCUGUUUGUGGUACUGGACAGUCUAAAUUGUUCAGAUGGUGCAAUUGGUGCUGCAGCACAGGGCUGGCUAAUACGUGCUCUCUCGCUUAAUGAUGUUGCACGAAUUCUUGAGCCAGUACUACUGCUUCUUCUUCAUCCAAAGACACAGCGCACAUCCAUCCAUUGCAUCAAACAGAAGAAUUCAGCAGAAGACUUAAAUCAUUGGUUUAGCAAGAAAAGUGCCUCUUUCAAAGAGUCAUUGGGAGCCUCUGAGCUACAUGAAAGCAGUUCUGAAGAAAACAUACCACUGAGCCAAUUUACAACCGUGGACAGGGAAGCUAUUUGGGCUGAAGUGGAAAUUGAUCCAGAGGCAUCUCAGCUGAAAAAUGGACGAUCUGAAAAUGAACCAUCUCACUGUACAGAACCUCAGCCGGAUACCGGUGGUGAUCAUGAUAACAGUGAACACACAGAAUCAGCAGAUACCAGCACAGGACAUAAUGAUAGUGAAAAUACAUCAUCUUUUUCUCCUUCUCUGGAUCCACAGGAGAUAAGCAAUGAGGAGAACUAUAGAGCGACAACCGACUGCAGAGAAAACAUGAAGAAUGUUAGUUCAUCUAAUACUUUCCCUCUUCAUGGCUCCAAAUCCAGUACUAUGUUAAAUCUUGUGCGUGCAGACUCUGAGAAAACUCAAGCAUCAGAAUCAUUAUCAAGUGAUGAGGAAGUGGACUUGGAAUUCCAAGCAAUUACAACUUCUAGGCUGCUCAAGCAGCAGAAAGAAAAACAAGAGAUGAUAGAGGCUCUGUUUAAACACAUUCUCUUGUAUUUUCAGCCUUAUGAUUCCAAGAGGGUUUUGUAUGCUUUUUCUGUGCUAGAGGCAGUACUCAAAACAAACCCUAAAGAAUUUAUUGAAGCUGUUGCCAGUACUAGCAUGGAUACGAGCUCUACAGCUCACUUAAAUCUCAUCUAUAAUCUUCUAGCCCGACACCAGGAAACUCUUGUGGGACAGAGCUUUUAUGGUAAGCUUCAGACUCAGUCACCAACCAUGUGUCCCCAUUCUUUAUUAAUAGAAUUGCUGACUUACCUCUGUUUGAGUUUUCUGCGCUCUUACUAUCCAUGUUACUUGAAGGUAACCCACAAAGAUGUGCUUGGCAACAGAGAUGUCCAAGUUAAAAGUGUAGAAGUCUUGAUUAGAAUGAUGGCGCAGCUGGCUACAAUGGCAAAGUCAGCAGAAAAUAAGAAUAUCGAGUUUAUACACAACUUGCGUGGAAGAUGCAAAAUUCAAGAGUUUGUUCUUCUUUCUUUGUCUGCUUCUAUGUAUACAAGUCAAAAACGGUAUGAACUGAUGACAUCUGAUAAAACUAAUAGUGUCAUCGAAGAGAGCCUCUUUGAAGAAAGCCUUAUCAAUUUUGGGCAAGAUCAGAUAUGGAGUGAACAUCCCCUUCAGAUUGAGCUGCUGAAGCUUUUGCAAAUAUUGAUUGUCUUGGAGCACCAUCUUGGACAGACACAUGAGGAACAGGAGAACAAGCCAGACCUAUCUAAGGAAUGGCAACAGGCUCUUAAUUUCCAGCAGGCUAUUAGUGCAAUGCAGUAUGUGCAUCCACACCCCAUAACUUCACAAGGAUUAUUUGUCUCCGCUGUAGUUAGAGGUUUGCAGCCAGAGUAUGGCUAUGGGAUGCAUCCAUCUUGGGUAGGUUUAGUCACGCAUUCUUUGCCAUACUUUGGGAAAUCUUUAGGCUGGACUGUGGCACCAUUUAUCAUACAGAUAUGUAAAAACCUGGAUGAACUUGUUAAACAGUAUGAAAAUGAAACUGUGAAGAUGUCUGUGAGCGUAACUUCUAAAAGGGAGAACAUUACACCAGAUUAUCCUCUGACACUUUUGGAAGGCUUAACAACCAUUGGUCAUUUUUGCCUUUUGGAUCAUCCUAAUCAAACCAAAAAGGUGUCCCCUAUGUCUGACCCCGCAAACCUGAGAAAUGCCAGGAAUGCCAUUUUGGAAGAAUUGCCUCGUAUUGUUAACACAAUGGCCCUUCUUUGGAGUGUUAUAAAAAAGGAAGACUCUCAAAAAAGACCAACUGACUUUCUUGGGGCAACCAAAGGAUCUUCUUCAGUAUACUUUAAGGCAACCAAAACGAUAAAAAAUAAAAUUUUAGAUUUCUUGAAUCCACUGACACCACAGCUUGGAGUCCAGUUAAUAUCAGCAGUAGCAGCAGUGUGGAACAGCAAAAAAGCUCAUAAGAAUCAAAGUAAAAUAAAGAUUCUUCCAGUGGCUAGUGCAUCUCAGCUUAUUCUUGUGGACUUAGUGUGUGCACUUAACACUCUGAAGACUGACACUAUAUUACAGCUGGUAAAAGAAGUUGUCAAGAAACCAUCCCAAAUCAAAGGCGAAGAGAAAUCUUCUCUAGUGGAUAUCCCAGUGCUGAAAUUCAGCUAUGCUUUCAUUCAAAGACUUCCUGUCUCAGCCCUGCAGGAGAACUUUCAGUCAUUGUUAGGAGUGCUGAAGGAAUCUGUGCAACUGAACCUGGCUCCCCCUGGAUAUUUCCUGCUUCUGAGUACUCUGAAUGACUUUGUGACCAGAACUCCUAACCUGGAAAAUAAAAAGGAUCAAAAAGACCUGCAGGAGGUGACCCAAAAAAUCUUGGAAGCUGUGGGGAAUGUUGCUGGUUCCUCCCUGGAACAGACUAGCUGGCUGAGCAGAAACCUGGAGGUGAAAGCCCAGCCUCAGAUCUCUUUAGCUGAAUCCAGUGCUGAAGAUGACUUGUAUGAUGCUUCACUAGUACCAUCUUCAAUGGUGUCAGCCUCUGCUCCCUCAAUAUACAGUGUUCAAGCUCUCUCUCUUCUUGCAGAAGUUCUUGCUUCUCUCUUGGACAUGGUUUACCGUAGUGAUGAAAAAGAGAAAGCUGUGCCAUUAAUUUCACGCCUGAUGUAUUACGUAUUUCCUUAUCUACGCAAUCACAGUGCCUACAAUGCCCCUAGCUUCCGUGCUGGUGCUCGGUUGCUCAGCUCCCUAAGUGGAUAUGCCUACACUAAACGAGCCUGGAAAAAAGAAGUUCUGGAGUUAUUUGUGGACCCAGCUUUCUUCCAGAUGGACACUUCAUGCAUUCAUUGGAGGUCCAUUAUAGAUCAUUUUCUAACACAUGAGAAAACUAUGUUUAAAGAUUUUAUGAAUAUGCAGAGCAGUUCUUUAAAAAUGUUUCCAAGUUUUGAGCAAAAAGCAAUGUUGUUAAAGCGUCAGGCUUUUGCUGUCUUUAGUGGAGAAAUCGAUCAGUAUCACCUUUACCUUCCAUUAAUACAAGAGCGACUGACAGAGAACCUCCGUGUGGGACAGACUUCUAUCGUUGCUGCCCAGAUGUUUCUCUUUUUCAGAGUUCUGUUGCUAAGAAUUUCUCCUCAGCAUCUAACCUCACUGUGGCCAAUCAUGGUGACUGAAUUGAUUCAGACAUUUAUACAGCUGGAAGAAGACUUAGCUGAGGAGGAUGAACCGUCAAAGAGCAACAGCAAAGUAAGCAGACAGAAAACUUCAGCUUCAGGUGAUGGCAGUGGCCCCUUACUUUCAGACAUACAACAGAACGAACUGUCCUUGUAUUUAUCAGCUUGUAAGUUCCUGGACACAGCACUUUCUUUUCCACCUGACAAGAUGCAGUUAUUUCAAAUGUACAGAUGGGCCUUUGUUCCAGAAGUGGACACAGAGACUUGUACCAUGACCUCUCAUCUAAUGGAAAAUCACCAGGAAUGUAAACCACAUAUCAUUAGAAUCAUGGACUCGUUAAAGCUGAAAUAUGGGGAAACAAACACUAAUGAGAGAACUUCAGAGAAGUGUGAAUAUCCUCUUUUGAACCUUCGUUCUAUAUCCAGCAUCACACAGUUAAUGCCAUUCUUCAGGACCCUGAGCUGUGCGUUCAAAGCACAAGGUAACAGGUCCCAGAAUGCACAGAGUUCAGCAUCUCUGUCAGUGGAAUAUUCUCUUGGCAACAGCACAAGGAUCUUGAAACAACUAGAAGAAAGUGUUGAAUGUGACUUUUUGGAAAAUCUGGAAAGUUAAGGUAAUUGCAGGACAAUUCAUUUAUGUUGGUAUAAAUAGUGAAACAAAGCGACAACCUCAUUGUCAAAGAGAGAUUUGUUACUGGGUGUUUUUUUGUUUGUUUUUUCUGCCAUACACUCAGUUUUGAAACUGCAGUUCAGCUUUUUUUUGUACUGGUAUAAAGUACACCUCCCGGAAUCUUGUUUCUUGCUUUGUGUUGAGCUGUGAGGAUUUUUGCUCCGCUUCUGUGGAAGAGAAAGGUAACAUUUAGUACCAGUGAUAACUUAUUAUAGUCUUCGCAAUGGAAACACGAAUAGGAUUCAAGAAAAUUUUGUAAUUAUAGUAGAAAUAUCUUGACUAAUUAAGGAAGGCAACAAAUUUACUAUUUAUUUAACAAAUUAGCAAGCUAAUAUUUUAAUCUGACUUGGAGAACCUUUCUUCUAAAAGUAAAAAAACUAAUGUAACUUUCCAAAAAUUACAUGUCCGUGUAGUCAUCUUGCAUAUAUAGAUACUUUCCAGAAGCUGUUUAAAUUCCACUUAUAGUACUCUUUCUUUAACAAUUGCCCAAACAUAUUUAUCUACUAAACUUCGACAGAAGUAAACUAAAUUACCAACAAGUGUAUUUUAUCAGCUUUAAGAUGAUGUAAGUAAUGUGCAGAUGUACUGCAUUUGUAAUCUCAAAUCUCUAUUAUAGUAAUAUAUUCUGCAAGAUCAGUGAUUUAAUUUAGAAGACAGACCUAUUCAGUAACAUUUAUUGUAAUUUAUAAUCGCUGAAUUAAAUUAUUCCCAUAAUUCAAAAAUGGUCACUUUUCUAAAAUAAAAACUUUGUUCAGAAAUUGUUCUUUCAGAGACUAAAAUCACCUUAUAGCUUUUGAGUGGCAAUUUAAGUAAGGUAGUUCUGUAAAAAUGUAAACUAUUGUAUAUAAGAAACAUACAGAUCUUGAAAUGCAUGUGUGUUCUGUCCUUCAUAGAGACUUCACUUUCAUAGGUGAUCAAAAGCAAAACCUUUUACAGUUUUUAAAGACUCUUUUUAUACAGGUAAAUGUCUUUGCUGCUUUAGGUGGCACAAAAGAUAGGAGGAGACAGUUCAUGGGGUUGUGACUGAAAGGUUCAGGAGCAGCCUCUGAAUUCUGGUGGCAAAGCAGUUCUGAUAGAUUUAGAGGAAAGGGAUUGACUGGCUUAUUCUCCCUCCGCACAGUAAGGCUAAAUGUCUGAACUGCAUAAGAUGCCAUGUGUUUGAUCAUGGCCUCAUGGUGAGCAUCCUGGCAGUUACCUGCAGAAGGAGGAUUACAAGAGGGUUUUUUUGUUUUGCUUUUUAAUUGAGAAAGCAAACAUUCCUGAAUUUUCAACCUGCCUGUUAAUGCAAUGAAGUAUAAAAUCAUUAAGAUCAACAGAUAAGAUAAAUUAUGUAGGUUGAAUUAUUUUGGGGCAUUUUUCAUGUUUGUCAGGGAGAAGAGCUUUACUUGUUCUGUUUUAGUUCCUUCAUCUCUAAAGACAUGUUUUUGUGCAAUUUUGUUGAGCAGUUGGCCACUGCUACUAGUGUUAAUUGGAAACCUCAGUGCCAAGCUAGACAUGCCAAGACUUUUGAUUUCAAACAUACUAUUGCGCUUUUCUAUUUAAGAAGUCUCAGUAAAUAGUAAAGGUAUUGGACAGUGCAGACAGAUUUUUUUUUUCCUUCAAGAUUUAUACAGAAACACAGGAGGCUACUCUUGUUGGCAAUUCUUGUUGGCCUCCAGAUAAACUUAAGUUUUUCAUCUGUUUUGAUACAAAAUAAAUGGUGAAACAUACACAACAUCCUUUACUGUUGUGCUAUACCAUUGACUAAGGAAUAGUUAUUUACUCAUAGUCCUAUGCUGAACUUUAAUAAUUUGUAAAUGUUGGUACAAUUAAGUCAACUAGGAAAAAUAAAAGUAAAUGUAGUAUUGUUUUCUCAUUAUGAAUGUGAAUUAUCAGAGGUUCUGAAUGUAACUUAUUGACAAAUUAGAUCUGUGAAAGCUGUUGGUCUAAUCAUGGGUAAAAAGAUGUAGGAUCUCCUCUCAAUAAUAAAUCGCUAUCAAACUGGAGCAGAACAUUUAUUAAAGUUAAGUAUGUUACUUCUAAAA
This is a messenger RNA of Mauremys reevesii (Reeves's turtle), 9075 nucleotides long. RefSeq names its product DOP1 leucine zipper like protein B (gene DOP1B). Gene Ontology annotation, biological process: Golgi to endosome transport. Lineage: Eukaryota; Metazoa; Chordata; Testudines; Geoemydidae. The transcript is spliced from 37 exons. The record is from RefSeq and is a predicted model, not a curated record. Gene Ontology annotation, cellular component: trans-Golgi network; endosome. The coding region runs from base 104 to 6994 and encodes 2296 amino acids.